This is a messenger RNA of Clonostachys rhizophaga, 1248 nucleotides long. NCBI's taxonomy places the organism in Eukaryota, Fungi, Ascomycota, Sordariomycetes, Hypocreales, Bionectriaceae. The record is from the annotation of a GenBank genome assembly.
AUGGAGCUACGCGCCGAGGACGAACCCGUUCACGGGUUUGUGUCGCCUUACACAGAGCUGAAUGCUGGCCUCUGGUCGUUAUUUCUUGGUGCAACAGGCUUCCUAGGGCUACGGAUAUGGGUUAAGUGCGGUUAUCGAAACUACAGGUUGUGGUACGACGAUUGGAUCUUGGUUGGAUGCUGGUUCCUCCUCCUUGCCAAUAACGCAUUGAUUGUGUACCAGUUUGACAACGGCUAUGUAUUGGAGGACUCGACUAUGAAAUGGGACGACCGAAUGCAUAUCCUCAUCAACAUCUCAUCCUGCGGCACCCUGAUAGGGCAGGCACUCACGAAGACGGCAUUUGCGGUGACGCUGCUGCGAAUGGGCAACCGUUACCAAAACUGGUUCUUGUGGUUUUGUAUUGCCACAAUGAACGCAUGGAUGAUCGCCAAGGUUAUUGUGCAAUGGGCCAAGGUCUGCGGGAAACCUAGCUACGACAAUUGGUAUCGGUUAGACUUUUGUGUCGGGUCCAAGUUCCGCGAUGACUUCAAGGAAGGCGGAAACAUUUACAAUAUCGUUAUGGACUUCGUAUUUGCCUGCUUCCCCUGGCUGAUCGUCCGAAAAUUGGAGAUGCGCCGGGUAGAGAAGAUUGGUCUCUGCCUCACAAUGAGUCUUGGAAUAAUUGUAGCAGUUGUUUCCGCUAUCCGUGUGGGUUGGAAAGACGAUGGAAAUGACCGCGAUGCGUACUACAUGUUCCGAAAUGGUCUGUCACAGGUCUGGUAUUCAUCUGAAAUUACCGGAACGAUCAUUGUCCAGUGCAUACCAGUUCUCCGCCCAAUUUUACAGGAAUUUCAAUCAUCCAUAAGAUCGAAAACAUUCAAUUCAUCAACAUCAGGCCGCCGCAGCACAAUCCGGCUUAGUCUUCGCCCCAACAAGCCAAACCCAGGCUUUGAUGACCGGGCCAACAUCCUUCCUCGUGAUAAGAACGGGGUUCAAUUAAACGAUUUAUCCAAUAGAAAUACAAUAUCCGACAAGAAAAGCAGCUUUCGAAUAUCUUCCCUUCCAAUACAGACUCCGGAAACCCCCCGGAGACCAACACAUAGCUCCCAUGACUGGUGGGACACACCUGCGAGGGACACGCCGAGCUUAGAUGCCGAGCGAGACGGAGAGUCCCAAUAUACGAACGAAGAAACAGAUAGGUAUCAGUACCAGGGAUUAUCGCCACGGCCGCGAAAUGCUUCCGGGCCCCCGGUACCACCAAAGACAUGA